This is a messenger RNA of Pygocentrus nattereri (red-bellied piranha), 1719 nucleotides long. Its product is annotated as CMP-N-acetylneuraminate-beta-galactosamide-alpha-2,3-sialyltransferase 1-like. The coding region runs from base 13 to 939 and encodes 308 amino acids. The record is from RefSeq and is a predicted model, not a curated record. The transcript has 7 exons. Lineage: Eukaryota; Metazoa; Chordata; Actinopteri; Characiformes; Serrasalmidae. Gene Ontology annotation, molecular function: beta-galactoside (CMP) alpha-2,3-sialyltransferase activity.
GGCAAUGCUCAAAUGGUUGUUCAGACAAAAUGGUUGUUUGUGGGAAUAAUAAUCAUCUGCCUGGUUCAGAUCAAACUUAAUCUUGAUUCAGAAGAGAUGUGUGCCUGUAUCCAUUGUAUGGCAGGAAGUAAAGAGGAUCCCUGGUUCUUAGAGCGUUAUAAGAACCUGGUGCCAAAACUUCUGUCAAGACAGAACAGCGAGUUCAGUCCAAACACCCAGAAAUGGUGGGAGCAGCUUCAAGGUGGGUCAAGUGAGAAGAACUACAGUGCAGUUGUGGAGACUCUGUUCUCGCUGUUCCCUGAUGAAGAACACUACUCUGACGCUGGUCCUCACCGCUGCAGAACCUGUGCUGUGGUGGGAAACUCUGGAAAUCUGGAAGGAUCUCAUUAUGGCCCUCUAAUAGAUGCCCAUGACUUUGUUAUAAGGAUGAACAAAGCCCCCACUGCUGGCUUUGAGAAGGACGUUGGGUCAAAGACCACUCACCAUGCUAUCUACCCUGAGAGUGCUGUGGACAUGGACAACUCCACCCACCUUGUCCUGGUACCAUUUAAAAUUCUGGAUCUUGAGUGGCUUAUCAGUGUCUUCACCACCAAACACAUCACGCGCACAUAUACAGGAGUGAAAAGCACAGUACAAGCAGACAUGGACAAGGUGAUGAUAUUGCACCCUGAGUUUAUGAGAUAUGUCUAUGAGGUCUGGCUGCAGAAACAGGGGAAAUAUCCUUCUACUGGAUUCAUCAUGCUUGUACUGUCCCUGCACAUCUGUGACCAGGUGAAUGUAUUUGGAUUUGGUGCCAGUAAAGACGGGAAUUGGCACCAUUACUAUGACAAAAGAUAUCAUCAACAUCUCAAUACUGGGGUACACAGAGGAAGCGCUGAAUACAACAUUACUCUGAAACUCCACCAGAAGAACAAGAUCCAGAUGUAUAAAGGAUGGUAAACUAAAGUACGAUGGAGAUAAAAAAAAACAGUACCUCAAACACAUUCAACUCAUUGCAGUACAGUAUGAGAGAUGUAUAAUCUAUGAUGGACCCUUUUGUGAAGAAAAGACAGUGGAAAGCAUUUCCACCAUUUGACCAGAAGAUGGAGUGUCAUCCCUUCUUUAGAAACCCUGAAGUCAUGAAGCAGCACAUACAUGGCAUUUUUUCCCUUAAAACACUUUUUCCACACAGCACAACCUUUUCUUCCCUCAAUGGACAUUUUCUAGCUAAUUCUCUAAAAGGAGGUCUUCUUCUGACAACAAGUCCAAACUUUGCACUUUAACUUUUGGUAGUAAAUGAUGGUGCGGUUCUUCUUUGUCCCUCCCACACGGAUAUGGGGAGAACAUGAUCUGUCCUCUGGGGAUGUUUGAAUGUUUGGAACCAGAAACAUCAACAAACAAAGAACAUCUAUUGAAAAUCAAGACCAAGUCCAAAUGAUGUCAUAAAAUGAAUCUGAGACAGAGACAAGACUGAGACGUAAAUGAGUCAUAGAGACAAGACUGAGUCGUAAAUUAAUCAUAAACAGAGACAAGACAGAUUCUAAAUGACCUCGAGACAGAGACAAAACUGAGUUCAAACGAUGUUAUGACAGUGAUAGGACAGAUUCUAGUCCAAAUGAGGUUGAGACCGGAACAAGACUGAGACCUUUAAUUUACAUUUUCGAAACCGAGACCAGACUUCAGCACUACAGCACUACUUACAACCCCAAUUCCAGUGAAGUUGGGACGUUGUGUAAAACA